UCGCGUGUAUAGUUCGGUGCGACGGCUCUCCCAAAACACCGUUUUCGCGUGCCGUUUUUGUAUACGUUUUGUGCGCGUGCAUGUGCGUGUUUAUUUGUUUUUCUCACGUACCUCUUACCGUUCGCCCAUCCGCAAUAGCCGCCGACAGCGAUGCUGUUCAAAGGGAACAGUAGCCGUCUGCAGUUGCUCAUCGAAAAAAUACAGUCCAACAACAAGGACACCAACGACGAACACGAUAUCGAAGGUAUGGAUGGGUUAUAACGACCCGCGGUCGGAGAUACGAUUCCGCGUUUUACUAGUACCUGCAUGGUUAUUGUCGUUGGAUUUUAUACAGUUUCGAGUGACGCGGCCGGGUAAAAAUUUUCGGGCCGGCGGCGGUUGUUUAAUUUCGCGGAUUUUUCUGCGCGGUCCGCGAAAAUGUCGAAUAUUAUUGUUUUCCGUGACGAAGUCGCGAGACAACCGUUACGGUAAUUUCGUCGAAACGCAGUCGACGAAAACGUAUUUUCUUUCCCGCCGUCGCAGUGGGAUUACACCCCGCGGCAGUCGCGCCGCCGAGCGUAUCCCGGCAUUUUUGUUUUUCCUGCACGCUUUCCCCCCCCUCGGUAGAUUUUCGAAAAUCGCCCCCUAUCAAUCGAACAUAUGCUAGAUGAAUUGUUUUAAAUUUUCGACACGAUGGUAAAUCUGCACAUUUUCGUAUUUCCUGUGUUCGUCCCCGUCGCUAUGUAUUACCCUCCGCCCGCGCAGUGUCCAAAGGCGCUUUCCCAUAGAGAGAGGAAUUUCCUUAUCCCUCGUUGAGAAACUCCGUUAUAAAUAACGACACUUGUUACCGAUGUCUUUUUCCCUUUUUUCUGCCGAUUACCGUCGAAUCCGCGGCAAAUUAUCGAAACGGAAUUGCAAAUCCGCCUUUAUGCACGUAAUUGAAAUACGAUAUUUGUUUUCGCAAGUUUCAACAUUCUAGGUCUACUAUUAUGAUUACGGUUUGCGUCGUAUUUCAGAGUAUUUCUUUUCGCCGUUAUCCGAGCGUUUUCGAGCCGCGGGAGAGCAUUUCGUUCGGUAUUUCUCAACGUUCGAUAUAUUACUGUAAUAUUCGUGAAACUGUCGUAUAGUAAUGCAGGCACGUGGAAAAUCGUCAAUGUAAUUACAACGAAUAUGCCGUCGGAAAUUCAAUACGGUUUGUGUUGCAUCUGUUUUUAUUUCUAUCGUGCAAAGCGGGGUGUUUUUUACGAUUUUUUUUUCUUUUCCGAAAUCCGUUUUUUAUUUGAUAUUUCGACUUGGGGGAAUCGCGGUGACGGCGUAUAUUUUAGUCGAUCGAAACCGGACAAAACUGUGUGACGGAUUUCAAUUUACGGAAACGUAUUAUGAAUUUUUAAUUCGGAACAUCGCUUUACUACGUUGGAUAUGUCGGAAAUGUUCGAAAAUUUACUGGGGAAUAUUUGUCCUUUUGUUCGCGAUAAAAAAAAAUUCAAAUUUAAAAAAAAAAAAAAACGAUUCCAAUGUAUCCCGUGUAGUCGAGCACCUAACGGAACCGUGCAUAAUACACCAAAUCGAAAUCCGUCAAACGAGGAGAUCCCUACAGUUUUUUUUUUCGGUCCAAAACGUCCGCGUAUUUUAUUCGUCCGUGAAAACGACCGUACCCCCCCUCCCCCCGCUAGUCGUUGAAUCCGUUCCCUCAAACGGGGUUGUUAUCGGUCGUCGAAAAAUUCCGCAAUCAACAAAACAAACAAAACGAUAACAACGUUCGCAUAACCGGUGAAUACCCGUAAAUCCGCGAAAUCGCAAAUAAUUCCCCCGGCGAUGAUGGCGCCGGUUUAUCAUGCCGCCGUCGCGAUAGUGACAAACAAUAAUAUCGCGGCGUUCCGACACCGGGUGUGUGCACCAGCGAAUAUCGCGCGCGGUGUUCGAUAAACUUCGUUCGCAACAGCCUGGUGCGUCCAUUAUAAACAUUGUAAUAUUACGCGUCGUGUGGUCGUCGGGACGUUCGCGCGUCCAACGGCGGGCCGUGCCGUGUUGUUUUUCCCGCGUACGGGCUGCCGGUCGUCACGUUCGCGGCGGGUCCGAAUUAAUAAUCGACGCGGUAAAACCGACGAAUUCGGUGGGCCUCCGCGGUUCUCGAACAAACAAUAACGACGGGCGCGCCAUAUUUCGCGAUGCGCGCGCGUUCGCGGUGUGCGAUAUAAUAAUAAACGUAUUUUGUCGUGCCGGUCGUUCUGUUUACACCGGCGCCUUCUGGACAAAAAAAAAAAAAAAAAAAAGGCUGACGAAACGUAGAACUUAUCGUAUCUUUUUAUUAUUAUUAUUUAUUUUUUACACGGUGUACGCAAUCACUGUUCCUUUAGGGAACAAUAAGAAUAUGUGGUGAUCGAAGAAAAAUAGAUACACGAUUAAUUGAUGAGAGGAGUCGCCCACCGGGGUAACACCGACAUUACUCGAUGAAAUUUUAUUUUUUAUUCAAUGUAUAUUGUUGUACUUUAGAUCAAUCGUUGACGAGGUCUCGACACCGUUUCCUCUUGAGCCUCCUGGGGGAAUUGUGGAAGUGGCAAGGUUUAAAAUGAGGGCGUUGGUAUGAGCAGGGAGUUUUGAGUGGAAUCGUUUGUAAAUGGUUAUUGCUUCUCCGUGGACUGUUUUAAUUUUUAGAUCGGUGUGUAGGAUUAGGUUUGAGAUGUAAGGGGGGGGAAUUCGUGAUUUUACGAAGGAUGUUAUUUUGGAAGGUUUGAAUUUUAUUGGUGUUGGAUUUUUUGACAUUGCCCCAGAGCUAAAGACAAUAGGUCCACAUCGGCCUAAAUAAGGAUUUAUAAAUUAACAGUUUAGUAUUUAAUGGAGUGUGUUUGUUGUUGGAGAUUAGAGUUUUAAGGAUGCGGAGUCGCGCGUUUAUGGCAAGCCUUUUAAUUUCAAUGUGUUGCGACCAUAUGAGACGACGGUCAAUUGUCAGACCUAAGUAGUUUUUACCGUUUUUUUUUAGUAAUUUAGACGAUUGAGAGGAAGGGAUUAUCGCACCUAAUAUGGUAAUUCCAGGUUCUGAGCGUAGUGCGAACAUUAUUGGUUUCAUCGCGGUGCGCGAAUUUUUUUUCCAUCGUCCGUGAACCACUUUUCUAACCGGAAAUCUCGCUCCGAUCAACUUCCGGGCUGAAAUAAGUUUCUGGUUUGAUGUACUGCAGGUGGUACUUGUAUGCCGUAUAGUUGAUAGUGCAGCGUCGGGAGAUCGUGUUUUAAUUUUCUUCGGAGUUUUUCUGAUAACAGGCGAAAAAUUAAGAGUUAUAUUCCUUUUUGUUUCUUGCUUGUUGUAGUAAUCAUCAGAGAAAAAUAUCCAACCGAAACACAUUCAUCGAAUACUCGUGUAAUAUUAGUAUUAUGUAGACGUGGUGCAACUGUCAAAAUAUUUUGACGUUUUCCUGGUCGAUUGUAACCAUUUGAAAUUGUGGAGUAUUUUUUUGGUUUAGUUGGAUUUUGUCAGCGUGUCGAAAUCGAAAAUACAUGUUAAAAUUCGUUUAAAACGCGAUAACAAAUUGGAAUUUAAACCGUUUUGCUACAAAUUAAUUCAAUUGUCAAAACAUGUAUUACCGAACUCCUCUCGGAAUCGUUUUUCGUUUGCAACGAUUGUGGACAAAAAUCUAAAAAUUAACCCGUACAUCGUGUACCGUUCAAAUUUCUCGCCUACAACAGUCUUUUUUUUAAAUUUUUUUUUUUAAAUAAUUUCUAUGAUAUUUACCAGUAUUAAAUAAUGGCGCUUUUUUUUUCGUUAAGGGUUAUUUGCAUAUCAGGGAUCGGCCGUUAUUCGCGCGGUCAUUUCACUCGCUGGAGAAAACGACAACAACACAAUACGCAAAUGAAAAAUAUAUUUUCUAAGCGCCGCCGCCACCGCCGUAUGUUUCGCCCCGACCGACACUCGCUCCAAAUUAUUAAUAAUAAUAAUGCGUAUUUACAUAAAUGACGUUGACAGUUUUAUCCGCGGGUUCACAAAUGUGUUUUAACAAUAUUUUAUUUGUUCCCGAAAUCGUUCGAAACUCAACUACAUUGUUAAUGAUAAAUAACACGACGCUUAUCCUCGAAACAACAGUUCAAUUGUUAUUAUUUAAGAUAUUAAAACUUACACGCGGUAUACACGAUGAGCAAUAUCAAGGUGUAUAAUAAUGUACUUAAAUAUUGGGUUAGUAAAAUUACGCUUCGUGUUUUUUUUUUUUUUUUUUUUUAUACAUGUUCAAUUUUUUUUAUUAUAAAAACUAAGAGAAUAUCAGAAUAUAUAUAUAUAAAAAACAAAAAAAAAAGCUGUCCUAGGAUAUUGAGAACGUCGUAGGUGGGAAGUUGGGAGUGUAAGAUAUAGACUGGAAUUUAAUGUAUAUCUCUGUGAUUCGUCCGUUUUGUUCAAUGCUUGCAAUCAAAUAAUCGUUGCCAAACGCUUUAUAAAAUAUUUUUAUCACUUAAAUGUUUAUUUAAAUGUUUGUUGGAUAUUUUACGUUAUCCGAAAAAAACCUUGUGCUUUCAACACAUGAUUUUCGUUUGCUUUUGUUCGUGUUAAUUCAAAGCAACUAGAGACUUCAAAACAAUAAAAGCAAAAGACUGACAUACUUCGCACGUAGGUGAAACUAUUGUUGUAGGUAGAAAGUUAGGAAGGCAGGAUAUAGACGAGAAUUUAAUGUGCAUCUGUGAGCAACGAUAAACUAUUGCUAACGAAAAUACGAUUCUGAGCGGAGUUUAGUUGAUAGUGUUGUUUUAUCAAAAAUAUAUAAGUCAUAUUAUGGUAAAAUUAUUACAAUAGUGUGCGUUUCCACGACAUCAAUGAUUGUAUAAGAAAUAUUAAAAUAAUAUAAACUUAAUAAUAACAAAAAAUAAAUAAAAUGGUUGCCAAUGACAACUGUUUUUUAAUCUUUUUCAACCGACAGAAUCAGCUUUUUCUCAUUGUGUCUCGAAUAUUAAUGAUAAUUUCAAAAAAUGACCUAUUGAAAGUACCACCCAGAGAACAUUUCCUUUCAAAAAUGGUGCUAUACUUGAUAAUCGGAUUAAGCUUCCUGGUAUAAAAAGUGUUAUAAAGACAAAAAAAAUAAACAUCAUAAUACAAUCCUCGCUCCGCUCUAAGAACCUAAAACGAUUGCAUGAUGUAUACAACAUGAUAAGUAUAUACGCGUGUAAAGCAAAACAUUUCCGUGUAACAUUACUAUAACGUAACCUUACGUGGGGGGGAAUGUUUUGUAAUUUGGCGGGAAUAUUUUACGUCAAUAUUGGAUUACAAAAUCCGAUCGUCUGACCGCCAACCCAUAAUCCGGUAAAAUUGCAUCCGUUUUACACCGGUUACCAACUUUUAAAUCUCUGUAGGUUAGAUUAUAUGAAUUUUUUGUUUUUUUUUUUCUUUCUCCCCAUUAUUAAACGUACGUUUAAAACGUUCGAACGGCCGCCGUACGCGUUGUGCAUAUACCGUUAAAAUAUUGCGAUUUUUUUUGCGUUGCCCGCAAGUCCCGCUCACAGUGUCACACACGUGUGUGUGUGCGUUUGACUUUCCGUAUUUUUCGCGGUAAUAUUUUGACAGGUUUCCAAUAACAAUGUAUUGAUUUUAGGAAAACGAAUAAAAAAAAAAAAACCGAGAUUUUCCGUUAAACGUUGCGGUUUUCGUGCGUGUGCUCCUGUCGUUUCGUCCCGUGACGCAUAUUAUAAUGACCCGCCCGCCGUCGGUACCGAACGCACCCCGAAACGAAGACUCCGUGUUAUUAUUUCGCCGUGCGCGGCAAUUUCGCUUCGUAAAUAAUUUUCGGAGGUCGGAACGAGUAUUUGCGACGCGAUGUUUCCGGAACAAGCGUGGACUCGCUGCGCGCGGGCACGGCAAACGAAUAUUUUAAACGCUUGUAGAUCGUUUUCGGUUAUAGUUUUAUAGGCCUUUAUGCGUUUUUAUGACGCAGCGUUAUCGCGAUUGCGCCUAUUUACACCGGCGAUAAUCGACAUUUCCCGACGUUGUUUGUGUUCCCCGGUCUCGGCGGGGUUAUCAGUCGCGUUAUGACGCGCGGCGUAAUGGCCAUUUCCGGCUUUUGCCGCGCCGAGUGACGCACCGGCGGCGUGAGGUGGGUGGGUGGAAAUCCAAAGCCGAACCCCGCAGAGUCGCGGGCGCCGUCGUCCGGCCCGGCGGAACCCCGCGUCAACUCCGCUCCGCUCCGUCCGUCCGUCCGCCCCCCCUCCCCGCGACACCUUUGCGCGCCGCGUCGACAAACCGAACGAUAAUCCGUUCAACCGGUUCGAAUCCGCCCGCGCGCACGGAGAGAGCGCCGGGCAGAUAAUGGCGUUGUGAACGGACCGGACACGGGGGUUACGCGGCGACGGGAUCAUUCGCGGGGUCGGUAACGUCGCCGCGAUAACAUUUGACACGACGGGCGUCGUCGUGAUCCGGCGGCUGGCCCGUCGUCGAUCCCGUAAUAAAACCGAGUCGCGUCACCCAGUAAAAUACCGACGACGUAUCGAACGGACUUGUAUACGGCACACGGUAGAACGGGCUCGUGUUAACGGCCCUCGAAGGACCCACGGAAUCAUCCGGACGACAUCGUUGUUAUACCCGGAUGACACGAACAAAAACGUCGACUUUUUUGAAAAAUCGAUUUUAACAAACACAUUUUUCUGUUAUUAUACACAAACCGCCUUAUUUUAAAUUUUGCCACGUUGUCCGUGGUGAGGUUGGACUGGGACGUCACGUGCGGGCGAACCCGACCUAUUAAUAAGUGCAUUCCUGGACGUUCCGGGGGACGUGAUACUACGCUCCACUCGCUUGGCAAAGGCAAAAAAAAAACCGUUUUACCCGGCAUGAAACGUAUAAAACUUGUAACUCUUUCGUUAUCCGUGUAUAGUGGAGUCGCCGACGUUUCCGAACGCAACGGGAUAAUUCGUACGGUGUGUGUGGCAACAGCGCUUAGUAUUAUUUCUGAUAGCGCCGCCCGUAGCCGAUAAUUUUUAAUAAGCAAAUGAAAAAAAAAAAAAUAAAAUAAAUACUCUCCGCGCUAUUCGUCCACCGUAGUACCUCCACGCGAUUCACAGUAUAUACUGCAGCACGGGAAUCGAAUAGAAACAACGGAAUUCGUGUUGGGCGGUGUGUUCGGGAAAUUGUUUUGCGCCGGCCAUUUCGCGGAAUAUUUUUCGUCCGAACAUGGCAUUUUGUCGUUUUUUUUUUUCUCUUCCGAAUUUCGCAACCGCAGUUCAACACGACUGUAUUGUAAAAUUGUGAUAAAAAAAAUAACCUCUCCGGCCGUCGACGCGGGGACCCCGAGGUAGUACGACGUGUUCGACUCGUGACGAGGCGCACCAUUCGCAGUGUUUCGUAGCGCCGUCGCCGGAUUCCCGAACGCGCGACGACAUUAACGCGGUGUGCUUGUGGGUACCGCGGUUCCGCCGAACGUGUUAAUUGAAACAGAUAAGCCCGUCGCCGCGUGAAAACCUAAUGGCCGAAAAACGCGUUAGUCGCCGUUGUUAUUACAAUGACAUAAACAGAAGAGGUCGUCGCGUCACGCGUGGAGAAUGCGAUUGACGGUGCGCCACAACUCGGCGACCGUCGGCGGCGGCGGCGGCGCGGGAGUAGUGGAUCGACGACGUUUGCGGGGACCGGGGUCGCGGGGGGUUGCGGGUAGGGAUGCGAAACGGUCGGAGGGGCAUCAUCGUAUUCGGCUCGAAACGACGGAAUUGUUGUAUUUCUGUUCUUACGAAUAGCGUCCGGUCAUUAAACGCGUCUAACAAUCGGAACCACGGUGAUUAUUACGUACGCCGCCCGUACGACACGCGGAGACGAAAACGCCGGUAGCCCCGGCACACACCGCGCGUAACCGCCGUGUACCUACUUGUGUGUGUGUGUGUGUGUGUGUACACGUACCGGUUAAGGCGAGGAGCACAUGCGACGGACGGUGGCGCGCGCAAAACGAUGCACGUGGGCGUGCGUGUGGCACGCGCGUAGGCAAGCGAUCCGCCGCCGCCGCCGCCGUAAACGAUAUAAUAACCGACGCCCACUGGGCACCCGAUCCCGGCGGUGUCGGUGGAGUUUAUCGUCGCGUGACGGGACGGACGACGGCGAUGACGUGCGUACGCAAUAAUACGCCGCCCGUAAUUUAACGAAAACGAUAAACAUCGUCGCCGCGCCGAUCGCGAACCUAGUGCGGUCGUACGGCCGGCCCGGGCGCCGACGAGACGGACGGAACGUCCCGGUCGGGCGCGUUGGGUUAGGGCCGUCGUUAUUGUAACGACGUCAUUUGUAUUUUUGUUGUUGUUGUUGUUGUUGUGAUUUUGUUACUGAUAACGCGUCGGUUUUACAGAAGCGCUGAGCGGCGUCGGCGAGGUGAGCACCGAGGAGGCCGCUUCGUCGUGGAGCUCGGCCGUGUCCGAGGACCACACGUCGCCCGACAGCUGCGCCACGACCAACAGCGGGCCCGGUUCCACGGUCGAACAUCACCACAACAAUCACAAUCACCAUCGUCACCGGCCGUCGUCCGUGUACAACACGGCGGCGGCCGCGGCCGCGGCCACCGCAGCCGCGGCCACGGCCAACCCGAACGACGCCAACCCGUACGCGUGUCAGUAUUGCGACAAGACGUUUCCCCGGGGCAGCUACUUAAAAAAACACGAACAGGUGGGUGUUUUUUUUUUUUUUUUUUCAUAAUUAUUAUUUAACUCUAUAACAAUCGACUAUUUAUGAGUCACUAUAAUAUUAUAUUAAGUUAAUUAUAGCAAGUACAUUGUGUUGUCGUACAGGCUGAUCCGGGGAGAUUAUUUUGCUAUGUAUCUGACAACGGUUGCCCGCGGAGAUUUCACUAAAGAAUCCGGUUACUUUCAUAUUCCUAUUUACAAACCCUUCGCCCUCAGUCCGUAUGUACACGUAAACGCGAUGUAUCAACCGCCAGUUUUCAAAUAACCCAUUUUUAUUUUUAAACUUUUCUCGAUAUGCGCACAACACGAUUUUUUAUACGAAUAAUAUCAGUUUAAAAUCUAUACCGGACGAGCGUUAUGGGGAAGGCUAAUUAAUUGCGUGUCCGUAUUUAUAGAUGCCUAACUCUUUAGAAUCGCUCUGUAUUGCUAUACGGUUAGGGGGUGUGAAACGUGUACGACGCGUUAUCCCGAGUUAAGACGGUACCGACACAGCCAUUAUUAUAACCGUUGUAACGUGAUAAUAUUGUCAUAUUGUCGUUAUAAUAAUUAAUAGCCACUAUACAUUGUUAAUUUAUUAAUUGUAUUAAUCGUAUUUUCACGUGUCUCGACGGUGUGGCGAACUAUUUUUUAAUUGGCCGGACCGAUUUUUGUUCAUGCGAUACACCAUACACCCUUGUUGUUCGCCGGCCAGAUGAUAUUAUUGUUGGUAUUAAAACCAAUCUUAAUACGUUGUUCAAAAUUAUUUUGUAACGCAAUUUAUAAUAGUUUUUCGUUCGCCCGGAAACCGGGACCGAAUACCGUCCAAACACACCCGAACAACACUAUCACCACGACACUGUUCACAACUAUAGGCGCGAUUGGCAGGAGGAUCGCAGAGGGUGUCUUGCACUCGCGAAAUUUAUGUUAGCUGCGGCAUCCCCAACAAUUUGCCCAAAAUUCGGCCAACUCUGUGAAGAGUUAUCUAUACAUCCAUAACCGUACUGAAAAUAUAUAUAAAAAAUAAAAAAGACAGACAUACUUCGCACGUGGGUACAGCCACUGUUAUAGGUGAGAAGUUGGGAAGGUAGAACACAGACGAAAAUUUAAUGUGCAAUUGUUAGCAACUUUAAACCACUGUUAACGAAAAUACGAUUCUGAGCGGAGUUCAGUUGAUAGUGUUGUUUUGUGAACAAUAUUGAAUGCCAUAUUAUGAUAAAAAGUAAUUACACUAUUGUGCGUUUUCAUGACAAUGAUUGUUUAAGAAAAAUUAAAAUAAUUAAAACUUAAUAAUAACAAAAAAUAAAUAAAAACUGUUGCCAAUGACAACUGUUUUUUAAUUUUUCAAUAUUUUUUUACCUAAAAAACCAGAUUUUCCUCAUUAUCUCGAAUAUUAAUUUUUAAUUUAAUUUGAGAAUUUCAAAAAAUGACCUCUUUAAAGUACCGCCCAGAGAAUAUUUCCUUUCAGAAAACGUGCUGUAAUUGAUAACCGGAGUAAGCUUUCUGGUAGAAAAAGUGUACACAUAAAAACAUAAACAUCAUUAUAAAACAUCGCUCCGCUCAGAAUCUAAAAUAAUUGAUUCUAGUAUUGGAAACGAAAUUUCUUGUGAAAAUUAUGAUAUAAAUCGGCGUAAUAUACAAAUAUAAUGUAUUAUAUGUUUUUCGACGUAUAAAUUAGGAUGUUAAAAAAUCUAAGCACACGAGUUAUAUAAUUAUUCAAUUAUACACUAACGGACUUGCGUGUAGUUUUCUCACGCGAGACGAUGUCGUUUGUGAGUAUCUGUAUAUUUUGUUUUCGGCUCAAUUAUAUUGCACAGUACGUUUAUAUUCCGGACUAACAAAUCGAAAAAUACCGUCAACCUGGAGUGACGAAAUCGAAUUGACUUUCUGUCGACACUAGAGGAUCCAGGGUGUGGCGAUGCGGGAAAUCGACGUGGUCACGAAUGUGUGCCGCACAUGAAUUUUCAAAACCUUCCCAUUUCCCGUUAUCUUGUCCCGGAUCAGCCCCCGCGGCCCGCCUGCAAAUAUUAUCUACGGAUCUUGUAAUAACGUUUUACUAUUAAUCCGGAUUAGCGACGGAGACGACGCAGUGGGUGUAAACGAAUGUACAAGGUUUUAAGAAGUCGGCACGGGUAUAUAACAGCGGAGAUUUGUAUACAAUUUUAUUCGGCUAAUCGGCGAAUGAUGUAGCGAGACGGCCAUAUAGAAUGCAUGGCGAGAGUCCGAAGAGUCCGCCGAAACGUAUCCUGUUUUUCGGCGGAGGGACGCGACUCUUCGAGGGGUUGGUGCCUGUGCAUCGGCGGGCUCUGCGACAACAAUAAAAACACGUUAACAAUACACCGUGUAUUCGAAUAAUGCGUCGAAAUUUUACGGUUUUUUUUUUUUUUUUUUUUUUUUUUUUAUUUUAAGUUUUCGUCGUUGUGCGCCAACAUAAUAUUGUACAAUAAUAUAAUAAUGUACCUAUCUGUUUGAACUUUUCCCCGUGACUCUCGAAAAUUAUUCGUCUCGUUUGCGAUGGAAGUUGUAGCGUGCGCGUGAGCGUUUUACGGGCGUUAUUGUCUUCACGCACGUUUUCAACCGUUCAACACCGUUAAAAAAAAAAAAAAAAAAUAUCCAUGUGUCAAAAGCCCAUUCCAAUAAUAGUAUACGGUUCGUAGAUUUUAAAAUUACACAUUUUAUCCGUGCAAAGAUAAUAAUGUCGUAUUGUACAGAAAUCGCGUACACUGUCGGAUCGGGUACCGAACAGAAAUCGUUGGCCACCCUGCGUCAUUCGUAGCAGGUAUACAGGCCUACUGUGUUUUAUCGGACCCGUGUACGUAUCGUGGCGAUAAUAAAAAUCGCUAUUAUAAAUAUAGAUCGGCGCUUGAGAGUAUAUUAUUAUUCUUCAAUUCGAUUUUUUUUUUCUUCUCCAUGAAAUUUCUGUCGGCAAUAUAAUAUACUUGGCAAGGAUAUCACAAACCAGUCGGACGAACAAUAUAAAAUAUAUAUUAUGUAUUCAUUAUUAUAAUACAGCAGGUAAAAAUCCAACGGAUUCAAAACCGUAUUAUUAUCUGUGCCCGAACAGACGAUGACGGGACUGCAGUAAUAAAACGACCCGCUCUCCAUAUAUUGACAAACGGACUAAUGUUAUGUUCGUGUGAAUAAUACGCCAUAAUAAUAUUAUUGUGUGUUACUGUCCUGUUACUAUCCCAGCAGCAGUCACUAUACUAUAACAUGUAUACACACAAUAAUGUUUGUCGUAUUUGGAUUUUGAAAAUUGAGCCAUUUUAAGACCACGUGCCGAUAUAGUUUCGUAGAUCCCUUCGGUUAUUGAAAUUACGCGUCGGCCAUCGGGUCCUCGUCGUGUUUUAUUCGUACAUGAGUAUGUAGUUUAACGUACAAAAUUAAGGACAUGGCCGGUGUCCCCCAAAAAGGGACAUUUCCAUUUUCCGCCGAUUCAAGUUUUCGCCAAAUAAUAAAUUUGGUCGAUUCCCUUUUCCUCCAAAAUCGUACCUUUAUCUUUUCCGCUAAUUCACUUGUCCGCCGAAUGAAAAUAUUUAGUCUAAUAUUCGAAUAUUAAUGGACGAUCGUAUAUAAAUAACAAAAUUUUAAUUAGACAAAUAAAUAAGUUACAAAUUAGUAAGUUGUUUCUAUUUAUGGCUGAUAAAAAUUGUGUUUAUUAUUUAUAGAAUACAAGGUAAAAAUAGUUGUCAACACUCAUAACAACGAUUGUUCUUACCAUAAUUUUUUGCUCAAAAAAUUUAAAAAAAUCUAAUAAUUUUUUUUUUUAUUACAGUACAAGUUCAAAUUCAUUUUUGUUAUUAUUUUUCCGUCGUAAGAUAUCUAUAACGUACCGUAAUUUCGCCUAAUGAUAAAUUUAUCGCUUAUUAUCCUAUUUUUCCAUCGCUAUCGAUUAUGUUGCUAAUCUUGUUUGUUAUAUCAGUUGAUACAGUUAAACGAUGUGUACGAAACCGACCGUUACGACGCAGCCUAUUCGAUACCUUUGAACCGAAUCGCGUGUUAACAGUAAAAUAUAUAUUUUUUUUAACACAAUAAUAACAAUAAUUUAUGAUACAAUCAUCCAUUAAUAUUCGAAUAUUAGACUAAAUUUUUUCGUUCGGCGGAAAAGUGAAAGGUACAGAUGUACGAGUUCGGCGAAAACUGGUAACUCCCCAAAAUUAAACCGCAAAAUAGUUGAUAUUCGUUAAUAAUAUUAUGAAACAAUUUCGAACGAACUGCCAGGCCCUGAUUUUUACUCACGUGAACGUGGUGCACGUUCAUAGACCGCCCACAUAUUAUUAGCGCUCCUUCUCACUCUAUAUCAACGAAAAAAAAAAGUUUUCCGUAAAGAUACUUUUGAUAUGCAUGACAUAAAUUCUAUUCUGAUAAUAUUUUGAAAACGAUUUUAAUACAGUUUUAUGAUUUUAAAGAAUCAUUUAUUGAAAUUAAGUCUUUUUAAAAUCCUUGUUAUUUUUAAAAAUAUAUUCAAAAUAUUAAUAUCUUACAAUUGUACUAAACUUAUCAAUGCGAAUUGCACGCAUUUAUUGUAGUAGUAAUAACGUUCAUUUUCUGUACUUGAACGCAUAAAACUCUCAUGUGUGUUCUUCUUAUUCAAUACAAGAAAACUUGAAUUACCUAUCGUUACUAGCAAUCAAUCAUGAUAUUACGUUUAAAGACGCACAAAAUAAGAAAAAAUGCUUGUUGUAAUUAACUUUUAAAAAAUUGUUGUGUUUCACAGAUAAAACCUGUACUCGGUAAUUACGAGUUAACCUUAAAUAUGCUAUUUUGGUUUUUGAUGGUUAUUAUUAAUAUAAGGGCCCUUAAGUAAGCGGUGCGAACUGUUCAAUCUAUUAUACGGUACUUGAAUGAACGUUAAUAUAGAAAUUCUUUUUAUCGUCUGUGUAAUUCGUAUAAUAUUACUUUAAUUUCGAUGUAUUUAUAAGAGCACUCUUAUGGAAGAAUACAAUUUUUUUCAGUCCGAGUACUUUUAAACGUUGCGUUAUCGUUUAUUUUAGUUUAAAAUAUUAUAAUCACAAAAUCGCGAUUUUGGAAUUAGAACUUUUACAAAUUUAAACCAUGUAUAAAAUCGUCAAAUGACAAUAUUAUAUACUCUCUUGUGGUUUUUUAAAAUAUUAAAAUAUAUGUUAUACUCGAAUCUUGUUUAAACAUUAAUAACUAUACAAAUAACAUCGUGAAUUUUGGCGUUAAUAAACAACUGUACAAAAAAUAGAGGUGUGCUCGACACGUUUUUACGAAUAUACUCGGUGCUAAAAUUGUAAAAACAAUAUAAAAUAGAUUAUAAAACAAGAGCAAAUUAGCGUCCCUUAUUGCGAUUAUUGAACUUAACGAAACCAAUGUUGAGCGCUUUUUUCUAUAGCGACUUUAGUUGAUUAGACCAAGGUAACGAAUACUAGGUAACACGUACCUGUAGUGUCAUAAUUUGCACUACAAUAUUACAAAUUUCCUUGUAAUGUUGUAUUAGGUGUACCUAUAGCAAGAACAGUACGUGAACUUUGUUAAUUUAAUAGUUUAUCAUCCCAAGCACGUCGUAUCCUGCCAAAUACUUUUCGAAAUUUAUAAUCUCUAUGAAUCCUGCGGGUUACGCUGUUGAGAUCGUCUUUUUACUAUUUAUACUAUAGAAGCAUAGGUUACCUUAGGUUGUCUGUAUACCAAUAUUAUUUAAAAUAUAGACAGCCAAAAUCUCUAAAUAUAAAAUAGGACCUAUAUUUUUCUAAACAUAUUUUUUAUCUUUGUUUAUCUCUCUCUCUCUCUCUCUCUCUCUUAAACAAUAUUAAUGGGUGUAGAGGGGCCUACGUUAUGUAUAUUAUACUAUUCUAAAAAUAUUGGCCUUCCUGUUAUCAAUCCAUUUUUCUGGUAAAAAUAUGUUUCGUUCCCGUUAUUAGCAGACAUAAUAUCGUCCUCACAAUAUUGACCAUAGACCUUUUGGUGCCCACAGUGACGUACCUAUCCAGAAAUUUCUAUGGAGGUUGGGUACCUUAAAUAUGAUUUACAAAAUAAACACAAAUCAAUUAAAAAAGACGGGCGAACAAAUUUUAGCGGGGGUAUUAUAACACUGUACGUCCUGGAUUAGAUCUCUUUAUUUAGGUCUAUAGUACAGACCUAAAUAAAAAUCCGUGCGUGUAUAUUAUAUACUCCAUAGACGUGGGUACUCAACGCUAUUGUAUUAUCUGCAGUUGAUGAUCGAUAUUUCGCAACUGGAAACAAGGAUCAUAAUACACAUAAUAUUAUUACGUUUAACCUACAGAGUUGCAUUUAUAGACAAUAUAAUACUAUAUUAUCGACAACGCGUCUCCGAAAUCUGCCACUGCAGUACUUUGUCGUUACCGCAACAAUAAUAAUCAUACUAAUCGUAAUAAUAAUAAUACAACAUGUAUAAAAAACGACGCGGUCGCAGAAUAAGGAUAAGAAGAAUUGGAAGGUAAACGGGGUGACGGCGCGGACCGAGGCCUGAGAUCGGCCUCGUCCGAUAAGGCGUGAAGGUGCUCAACUCAUCGACCGGAGAUUUCCACUAUACGAAAAAAAAAAAAAAUCUGUGUCGCUUGUAUUACCCACCGUCUAUAAUAAUAUUAUUGUUCUCGUCGUGUGUAUUUAUUAUUAUUAUUAUUAUUAUGAUUAUUAUUGGCGUUUACACGGCUUUGCGUGUGACCUAAAACACCAAGUGUGCGUCGUCGUCGUCGUAAUCGCCGUCACAACGUCAUGUGCGUCUCAAAAAGCGUCUAUAAUAUUGUUAUUAUUAUUAUUAUUAUUAUUAUUAUUGUUGUUGUCGUUACACGAGUGUAAUAUACUUGUAUGAUCUUAUAAUACGAUGCUUAUAAAUCGCUGCGCCGUCUGCGAAGCAUCUGCUGCUGUUGCUUCGCCGCCGUCCGAUCAUCGCCACUGGGAUCCCCUAGUGUCAGUCUCAGCCAACAGAUUAUAGGAGAGCAGAUUUCUGGAGGUUUUUUUUUUUCGAUUUUUUUUUUAACCCCGCCCGUCAUUGUAACCGCCUCCGUCGGUUCACACGCGCGGUCAUCAUUCGUAUAAUAUCAUAUAGAUUUAUUAUUAAGUGUAUACAGGGUGAUUCACUUAUAAAUCGGCGACUUUCUCCGAGGAUUUUUAGUGAAUUUCUGUUUAUUUUUAGCGUAUUUUAAAACCGUUUUUAAUUGUUUGCCCAAUAUUUUCUUAUACCUCAAACGAGCAUGUUCUAUGGAUUUUCAAAUAGCAAUCUCCCGCCCCUCCUCAAAUUAAAUUAAAAUGAUUUGAUAAUGAUUGAAAAAAAAAACAUAUAAAUCAAAUUCACUUAAAAUCCUCCGAUAAAAUCGCUGACUCAUGAUAAGAGGAUCAUCUUGUAUACAGAGUUGUUAUUUUAUUACAUCAUUGUUAUAAUAUAUAGAAAUAGUAAAUUUGUUAUAUUUUUUUCUUAGAAAUUCUUUUAAUGUGACUUUACAAUUUUUCUGUUGACAAGACUUUUUAACAAUUUUAAAAUUUUAAAAUAAUUCAAAUAUUAUCCGUCGAUUAAAAUAUAAUGUUUCUUCGUAUGUAUUGUACUUCGGAUGUCGAUUCAAUAAACAAAGUAACAAACUAUAGUAAAAUCGAAUGCAUUGUUGCGCUAAACAAAAAAAAAUUAAGUUUAGUUAUAGUAAAGUAUCAGAUUUUCAUUAGACUUUUCGUCUUCGUUUUCUUAAAAUAUUAGUAUUCAAAGUUACUUGAACAAAAGUACAGCAUAAUAUUUCAGUAUUUAGUUUUUCUUUUCUUUCUUACGUUAAUAUGUCUUGUCUGGGGGUCAAAGAAAAAUAAAAUGUAUGUAACGCAAAAAAUACAACGUUUUUUGUUAACUAAGCAUUAAUGCGUUAUUUUGUGAAUUGAAAACUAACGGAAUGACACGUUUCCCAAUACACAUUCGAAAUGUCCGAUGUUGACAUUUAUAAACACAAAAUUCCUAUCAUAAACCAUUAUUUACAAAUUACUUAUCGAUGUAAAUAAAAAAACCUCAAGAUCAGGACAUAAAACAAUAAUAUUACGUUUUAAAGGGAGAAAUUUGUUUGUUAACACAAUGUUAUCAUUUUCACACCAAAUUGUUCAAUUAUGUGAAAAAAUGUUAUAGGCAUAGUACGUACGUUUGGUGUAGAAAUCGAUCGUCGAAUAGAAAGUAAAUAUUUCGCAGCUAUUAAAAUAGUCGCGGUUAGUAGUUCAUUAUAAUUAAUACAAAUCAUAUCGGUGUAGAAUUUGUAAUGUUUUUAUUAUUCUCAUUCGCAACGAGUUUAGGUGAAUUUCCCAAAGCCAGAACCUAUAUUAUAGUGUACAUAUUUAUAUCUAUUCGCUUAUCUAUAAAUACGAUCGUAUUAGUGCUCCGGGUAUAUGACGGUGAGGUUAGGUUAGGUUAGGUUUGUAACGAUAUUUAACAAUAAAUUAUUAAGAGGAUUCAAAUAUCCUUGUAAUGUUGUUAUUUUUGCGUGUUAUGCAGCGUUUUCCGAAAAAUAAGACCAUUGCACUGUUUUGUGUUUGCAGUAUGUGUAUAUUUUUCCCGCUAAUUUCGGACAUUCAUAGCAGCUCUCUCCGGACCGAACGAGAAUUGGAGUUUCGUUUUGUUUGCGCGAGUUUGCGCGAUAAAAGUAUCGUUGAAUAUUAAUAUGAAGUGUUCGUGUUUUGCUUUGUACACCUAUACAGCCGAGUGAAUGAAGUCGUCACGGAGACGCAGUGUCUAGGAUGCGCUUUUAGAGGAUUUCAAUUUUCAAUCCUCUGUUUCUAUAAUUUUUGGAUGAUUAAAUUUUUUCGAAUUUUUUUUUUUUGAAAAUAACAUAAUACUUGUAAUAUAAAUAACACAUAUUUAAAUUCGUUUCGCAUAAUAUAAUGGAAGCAUAAAAGUUACAUUCUAUACAUGAAGAAACCAUAAGCAUAUAUUUUGUUUAAAUUAAAAUUUUUUUUUUUCUUGCGUCGACUUUUUAUCGGAAACACAUAAUACUGCAGGUUAUUUUUUAUUUAGUCGUGCACCGUUGUCGUAUUUUUUGUAAGUUUAUCACAAUAUACAUUAUGACUUAUAAGUAUGUCGUCGGCGUAGGUGCACGCGGCCAAACGAGAUUCGUAUGCACAAUGUUACCAUUGUGCUAUAAACACUUCCGUGUUUUCGUUUUUUUUUCUUCUGAAUACCAUCGCCCUUAAACGUGGUAUUUUUUUUUAUAAGAAUAAAUAAAUACAAUUAUUAUAUAUACACGCAACUUGUUCGUGUUUGUGUUUUAUGACGCACUACGCUAUGUACGUAUUCUUGAAUAUAAUGCGACAUACGUCAUAUUGUUUAUUAUUAUUCGGACAGACAAACUAUUGAUCGGCUUGUGGUAUGUCGAACGAAAGAGAAAAGAAACGAUAUGGGUUUUUUUUUUUUUUUUCAAUGUACAAUCUGUACAAUAUAUUAUAAUAUAAUACCACUUGGAUUUCAAAACGGACAAAAAAAAUAAACUUCGUAAAAACAAACCAUAUACACCUGUAUAAUGGGUAUAGGUAUAUAUAUAUUGUAGUACAAUACGAUUGCGUUCAUGUAUGCGGAUAUUUUGUCACGUCCGUGCGGGGGAGGUUGUAGCAUUUUUACCGAUUUCACCCUAACCGUUAAAACGAAAUUAUUUAUAUUUUACCGCGCCAAGCUAUUUUCCUACCUCUUAUCAAUCACUGGUGAUAGUUGAUUGAAAAAAAAAAAAAACCGUACAUUUUGCUACGUUUGAUAAUAAUAAUUUGUUACGAAGUCAUCCCGAACAAUUAUUUGUACUUAAAUGAACAGUUGUGAAAACAUACAAUGACUACUGUCAUUUUUAUUAGUAAUAAUUUGUCAACGCCUGAAUAGUUUAUUUCAUUUGUUUGGUAUUUGACAAGGUGAAUGUGGGGGAGACUAAAACACACUUGCCCUCCUUCUGAGCACGCCAUCAUUAGUUGUGUCUAUAUGCAAUCGAGUUAAGCACCAUGGUGCUUCAUCGUUAUCGUUAUGUUGUUAUCAAUAUUGUAGCGUACUUCCUCUCAUAGAGCGUAAUAUUAUUAUGUUGUAAAAAAAUUGACGAUAUGCGUGUAUAAUAAUAUGCCCUAACAAAAUUGUACAAUAUAGCAGUGGUUUUUUCAAACUGGGUGCCACGAGCGUCGUUCACUAGGUUCAUCGCGGUCUUUUGAAAUUUGUUUUCCUUAAAUUGUAACGGACCCACCGGUUACGUGAAGUCGUAACUCUUUUGAUUAUGACUCGUUUGAGUAUGACUCAUCAUUAGUUCUAAUUUUGUGCAAAACAUUAAACAAUGACCAAAAAGAAAAAAGUCACAGUGCGUCGUGAUGGUCAAAAAAAGUUUGAAAACCACUGUGAUAUCGUAUUUAAAUGAUAAUGUUGACAACGUUGACAAUAUUUAGGAUUUAGGACAUAAUUAAAUAGUUUCCAUUUAAACAUUUGCAGUUUAAUGGUAAAUAAAGAAAACGAUUUGGUUUGAUUACUUAAGCGUUCAUUAACAUUGUAAUUAGAUAUGUCGAAAUCGAAGAAAAAAAAACCCGAGAAGAUAUAAUAGUAACGAUUUUUAAUUUGACUGGCUAAACGCGUAAUGUUUUUUUAUUAUUGGACUCGUUGUUCAUUUGUUAAUUAUUUCGAAAAUCGCAUUAAAAAAAAAAAAAAACAAAGAUAUAACUCUACUCGGCAGUAAGGUUUCUUGUCGUUAUCAUCGCGACAUUAAUAAUAUAACAACCGCCUUGGCUCAACUAAUCAUUAAGAAGGUGCGAAUGCGAACGCCAAUGCGAGGACCGACGUUUUCUAUAUCCGAAUUUUUCUUUCGCUUUUAAUUACGCAGUGUAUUAUUCAAUUUUUAAUCGCUCGUCGUGCAUUGUUAUUUACGCACUUUAUGUCAAAAAGAUCCGCAGGCCCGUUCAAUUAUAGUUCGUUCCGGGACGUAAAUUCUCGGACGGAGGGGGUGGGGGAAAACAACGAUUGUCACCAUAAUGUUAUUAUUAGGCGAGUUUUGCCGAUGCCGUUUUGAGCCACCUGGUUACUAGUUCGGUGAACAAACUGUUUUGGCGACAUAGUUUACGACGGUAAUUGUUUGAUAGCUGAAUGCACGUUUCGGCUGCCGAAAAGUUUGCAUCGCCAAAAUACGCCUAUUAUUAUUGCACGCGGAAAAAUUUCGCAAAAUGGUAAAAAGCGCCCGAUCCUCGAGCUCUCUCUGGCUCGCACGUGGACUCCCGGGAGCUUCCCGUCCGUCGCGCGCCAAAUGGUCGUCACGGUGCCGUCGCCCCCGGGCGGUCGCCGCGGCGCGGCCGGUGUCCUCGCGCGUUCGGACUCGAAAACGGGUUUUUCUCUCUCGCGCGCGCGCGUAUAUAAUAUUAUUAAUACACCGCGUUUACCGCCCGGGGCCCCGACCGUCCGUGUAUUGUUUACGGAUAAUUUUAUAUAUACGUGUAUAAUAUAAUACUGUCGUAAACGUUCGGCGUUAUCGCACGCACGUGAACGCGCCCUCGGCGAUGCGACCGGUGGUGGUGUGUGGGGGGAGGCGGUGAGAGGGAGGAAUGGAGAGGAAAAAAAAACGAAAUAUUACGUAGUCGCCCGUCGACGCGCGGCGGCGGUGACAUAUUGCCGGACCCGACGAGAUCACGUUCCUCCCGCGCCGCCCGCGCUUCGCGUAAUGCAUAUCGCGUGUACUUACCCCCCCGGACAAGAGCGGUUCACACGAAUUGUUUUAUGAAUUUUUUUCUCUUCUCUUCUGUGUUCGUUUCGUUUUUUUUCUCCUAACGCGGUCCGCUCGCCGCCGCCAAGAUACGCGCGGUUUUAUUAGUAUAAUGCGAGAGAUCGCGCGCGCGACAAGAGACGAGCGUGCGCCGCGUGCACGCUGUACGUCAUAACGCGGCGGCGGCGAAUACAAGACGAACUGAUGUCCAUCGCGAGAGACGAUCGCCGUUCGCCGUAUAAUAAUAUUAAUAAAUAAAAGCCGGAAAGCGAAUCGUAAUAAAAAAAAAAAUCAACGACUACCCCUUCUGUCGGCGCCGCUCGUAAGAGCGUUAAAGAUCGUGUUCGUGUUAUCUAACGCAAUAUAAUGUAGUGUGUAUGGCGCACGCGAGUUGUGAACGUUUUUUUUUUUGUUUUUUGUUUUUGUUAUUCGUUUACGACAAACGCAAAACCGACCGUGGUGUUGUAGCACGCACGAUAAUAUAGUUUUCUGUUGAACGUCCGAACGGGUUUUAGGUAAUACGAUAUCGUAAAAGCUAAUGGAAAUUUUCGAAAAAUUGUGACAAAAUCAAUAAUAUAAUAUAUUCGGCCCGCAUUAUUAUGUGUCGGUAAUAUCGAGCGCCUAUUGAAUGAACACAAUCGAUGAAAAAAAAAAAACCAUUCGAUACUCUCCGCGUAAUUAUCGGGCGAUUUUUUUUUUAAAGCAGUAUCGCGAUGUUAUGAUUUUUAAACCGAUAUGUGUUUUUUUUUUUUAAAGAGGAAACACUGCGUUGUAGGUUGAAAUCGAGAACGUAGGAUUUUCAACAUGAUUUGAAAGGCCGUGAUUUUCGUUAACAUUUGAACUUAAAAAGCAUAUAAAUAAAACUACUGCACUUUACGUUAGACUAAACAAUAUUUGCAUUCGGAAAAGAAUAUUCUACAUUUUAAAUUCCGAGCCAUUUUUCUGGUAGAAAAACCAAAUCGAAAAAAUCUAAAAUAACGAAACCGUUAUAGCCGAGAUAUGUUUGUCUGGUUUUCCUAUACCCUUUUUUCCCAAUUAUUAAGAAAAACCGCGCGGAAAAUCAAAAACAGGACCUCCCGAAUUACUAAUUACUAGUUAGACAGAAUUUGAUUUCAGAAAAUCACUAUAGUCGAAAAUUAGAAGAAUAUUUCUGGUAGCAGUUAAUAAGUUCAUUAUAGCAAUACCAAUAUUAGCUCGCUACAUCUAAAACGAUCUUUUUUUUUACGAUCCAAAAUAUCGUUAAACGCUAACCUUACGAGAGUCUGGCAAAAAUCGGAAUGUCUAUUGUUUUGGAUCUCUAUAAUAUAAUACGUGUACCUAUUAUAAUAAUUAAUAUAGGUCAAAAUGCGGAUAGAUCAUACGUGCGUAGGCUGAUUAAUGGGGGAGCGAGUAAGAUUUCUAAAAGGUCUGUUGUAGUCCGGGAUCCCAGAACUCUAAAGAAAAAUGUGGCGCCUAUCCAAACUUUUUGAAAACUUGUUAAACAACUGCAACAUUUAAAAAGAAUCCUUUUCUUAUCCUCCGUCUUUGUUUUCCAAGCUCGAUUCACCCGACACAGUCCUUUCUUUUCGGUCCUUACCUUCUUCUCUCUCUCGUUUCUUCGACGGCUUCCACGUUCGAAAACUAUUUGUUAUAAAAGCCUUAUUUUACUUGAAUUUCUAUUUAUUUAUUUUUUUCAUUUUGUCGUCGAUCCUAUAAUAAUAAAUCCGCGCCGAUGAAAAUGAAUUCGGUCGGCCGUGACGUUAUACGACCUACGGGUAGGCACACAGAAGCAGACGAAAAUUGCUCGCGUUUAGAAACGACUGUCACGCCCGUUUAGGUUUUUGCGACGCGUUUUUAAAAUCCGAUAUAGUGACGCGCGAGUCUCGCGGAUAACCGCCGUCUCCUCUCACCGCACCAACGACACAAGUGGCGUUCACGCUCCAAUUUUCCAUUCCGGUUUUUCCUUAGAAAGCGAACCGAUCAAACCCAACGUCAUUGUGUACGGGCUGUUGUCGUGGUGGUCGCGAUCUACAUUUUUUAUCGCGCGGAAAUUUUCCGCAGAUAUCAGAAAUCGGUAAAAAUCUGCCGCGGACGCGCAACAACAAUGGGUCGUAUUGUAAUGUGCGAGAUGUGCCUUUCUCUGAUCGGCGACGGUCUGAUUAAGUACAUAAUAUUAUCAUAACAUUAUGUACGCGUAAUAUAAUGUUGCAUAGUAAAAAAAAAAAAAACCCAUCAAUGUAACACUUCGUUUCGCUCAAAAUAUAUAAAAAUACGACGAUUCAGACCCUGGAAUUAAACAGUCCCGUUUCUACGGCCCCGGCGAAGGUUUUUCGUUGUCCUCGCUUAAAGCAUACGACUUCCCCAAAGUUCCUUUUAUAUUACGCCGACUGUCUAUCACAAUGACGGUAAAACCUUUAACACUAUACGCUAUUUGAUACCCAGUUCACGCGCAAUACUUCAGUGUUCGUGAAAGUAUAGACGAAAAAUGUCGGAAGAAUGUGAAGGGUUAAGCCACGCAAUAUAUACCUUGAUAUAGACCCCCCGCACCUCCGAAAAUAUUAGGAUCAUAAGGUGUGUUCACCUGGAAAAUUUUCUCAUUAAACCGUUUGUCUUUUCAUCUCAAAAUGACGACUCGUAAACCAUCAUCAUAGUCAUAGCAAAUAAUCCCUUCCCCCCUCCCGGAGUUGAAAACGCCCUGUUUUCUUCUGUCCGGGCGUGUGAUAUCACGAGGUGAAAAUACUAUUAAACUUUAAAAUCGCUGUUUAGCCGGCAGCGCACGUGUAAUUAGAGUGCAGGCUAAAGCCCAAACAAAUUUUUAAAACUUUAUAAAUAUAAAAUAUUAUAAGACGAGUUGUACGAAACCAAACUUUAAUAACGGUCAUCGUAAAAUUCACAACAAAUUUUAUUUUGUCUGCGACCCGAGAAAUGCGUGUUUUAAUUUUAAACGAAUUAAUAGAAAUACUUUUUUACCUUAUAGAACCACAAAUUUUUCUACGAUCAUAAAUGACGGAGCUUAGCCCCCUAGGACACCUUAAAUAUGACCCCGCGUUCAGCCGACCCCUUCAUCACAGAAUAUACAACUGCGUUCGCUGUCUAGGUAUAUUAUUUUUUGUUCGCUCGGCACGUGUAUAACAAAUAUAUCAUGGGAGUUUUCGGUUUUCUAAUCGGGUGUUGCGAUCUUGUCGAGGGGAUCGUUUACAAUGUCGCGCGGACGUGUGCGACCAGCAGUUUUGGAAAAUAAACGUGUACGGAAAAAAAAAAAAAAAAAAAUCGCAGUAACGUACGAUCGCUGGGUCCGCCACCGACUCGCAAGUUUCCGAGAAUGGCACGACCGGUGUAUUUGGCGUUAAAAUUUAUAAUAAAAAAUUCGUUCAAAACACGAACGAUUGAAAAAUUAUUUUUUUUUACUCGGUUAAAACCAAGUACGAAAAUGUUAAAUUUAACGGAAAACGUUUUACCUAGAGCUCUCUUCUCCGUAGAAUCGUAUUGUAUACAUUUGCAAUGAUUCAUCGUGGAAACUUGAACUAUAAUAUACAUUAUAGGUAUCUAUACUUGAUGUAUCUGUUUUACCAUUACAUGUUCCCGCGUCUAAAACAGUGAGCACACUAUCGGUUUUCUUAUAUAAAUAUGUGUAGUUGUUCUAAGAGAGGGGAAAAGAAGCUAUAUGUUUCAACAGGCGAAAUAAAUGACAUCGUACAAAAAGCAGCGAUCUUACAAAAUUUUCGGUUCGGAUAUGAUUGAAGUUUUGCGAAAACCGUUUGUACACAAUCGUUUACACCAAAAGUGAAUUCGAUUAUUUAUCGAAUAAACUUUAUGCUCAUAUUCGUAUUCUUAUAUAUAAUACGUAUCGCGUAAUGGUAUUAUUCAAAUCUUGUUUCGUACGAUAUUGUUUGUUAUUUCGUCGGGCGUUCGCUCCCUGCGUAAGUUCAAUAUUCUAUAAUUUAUGCAAAGCAAACGUCUAUAGAAUGAUUCGGACGUGUUUUGUGAGCUGACGGCAAGUUAAUAAAAGUGGUAUCAAAUAAACAUUUAGACGAUCGUGUUGGAUUAGGGAGAUCCAGUAAGGUCCCACUGGAUGGACGUAAUUGUUCCGCGAUACGGAGGAAGAGAACGCGUUUGAGGUGGAUAUGUUUUCGCGACACCAAAACACGGUCUUCGGAGGACCGUCGAGCCGAGCAAGGAGACGAAUAACGGUACCGAAAGAAACGGAAGGUUUUCGGUUCUUUAAAACAGUUAAAAUCCAAACGGCAGUUUUUGUUUUUUUUUUUUCUAUUCUGUCUGUGACCCGUAACGCGAGUUGUGGCGGACGGAAUUUCGAAACCCGUCCCCCGAAUUCGGGCCCCCGCGGAAAAUACUCGGGCCCGGCCGAACCGACGGCGUACCGCGGCGACGGUAUCGCGUGCGGACGUGAAGCCUCGCGCGCCCGCGGUGCGCUUUGUCGUCGGGCUCCCGAGCGCGGUCACGUUCCGGUGGGACGCGGUCGCUCGCCGGUGCACGGACCGAAAAUCGCGGCGCGGAUCAAAACGUCGGUUCUCGAGAUAAACGUAUCAACGACAACGGGGGGGGGGGGGGAAUAUAAAAAAUUACCCGUAAACAGUCGCGGCUGGCGGUAGUAAUAAUAUAAUAACAACGUAUACGCGUCGCGUUAUAAUAUAAACGGUAUAAUAUUAUCGCAUUAUGACGCGUGUAAAACCGUGUUUCGGUCACACGGUCUCGGGGGAGGGGGGGACAAAAAAAAAAGCCCGCCGGACGGCUAUCUCGAUGCGCGGUCGCUGUGUUCGGCCGCUUUUUCUACGCGCGCCACCACGUCGCGGUAGUGUAUCGUAGUAAUAAUAAUAAGAUGAUAAUAAUAAUAUUAUUAUUAUUAUUAUUAUUAUUAUUAUUAUCAUCAUUGUCGUAAAGAGUAGAAAAUAAAACACGUCGUCGCCGUCAAAGACACCUUCGACUACUCUAAUUGUAGAUACCCAUCUGCCGCCGACAGGUGGUGCUGGUGGCGGGACACCGGCGGCGGCGACGACUGCGGACCACAAACACGGUCGCGGGUCUCCGCGGUGGUUUUUUUUUUUUCUAAUACUCUUAUAUUACAAUAUUAUAUCAUCGUAUAGAAACGUGCAUAGAUAAUAUUGUAUAGAUACAGAGGCGUGUAUACAGGGUGCGUUAGUUUUCUCGUUUUGUUUCUCUGUUUUUUCGUAUUACCGUCCGACACGAAAAAUAUUAUACUAUGAUAUUUUGUAAGAGGACGCUUUAUCCGCACGCACGCUGCCGUCUCUCGGUCCAAAGAACUGUCAAUACAGCAAAAUCGACGUUCGGCAGAUCGCACAGAACUCGCAUAAUCUCCUUUUUUGUGUAAAAGCGCCCGUUCGUAAAAUUAAAAGAAGCCCAGACAAUGCGUUUCUUUCAUUAAACGUUUUGAGUCGUUUAAAAACCAAUUAGUUUUUAUUUUUAAACGAUGUUCAGUUGACAUAUCCGGAAUAAUGAUUAAAAUAAUAGGCAAAACGCAUCGUCUUGCCCGCCGGCAAUAUUGGCUUUUUAUUUAAUUUUAUAAUAGGCGAUUUUUUUUUUUCUUAGCAUAAAACCGAAAUCAAGCGCGAAGCGAGUUCUACGCAGUCUUUUUUAAAGUCGAUUUUGUUGCAUUGCCCGUUUGUUGGACUAAGAGAUAGCACACGUGCGUCCUCCUGAUUGUAACGUCGAAUCACUCGGUCGCGGGCCUGUAGCGGACGGAGACUACAGCGCCCCUCGGCUUCGAGUGGCGGAGUUUCUGAUGGAAUUUUUUUAAUCUUUAGCUGGUGGUGACGGUAGAAGGGGUAGUUUUUUUUAAAUUCCUUGAAAUUAAAACAAACGUAUUAGCGAACAACUGCCGACGAUAUUAACUUUUAACAUUGGUGACGAGCAUAAUUAUUUCAAGUCCGGGUCUUGCGACAAGACCAACUACUGCAGUCUUGCACAUUUGUAUUUUGUUUCAAUAUCCCCCCCCCCACAAAAAGAAAAAAAAAACAUUUUCAGAAAACAAAGAAUCCUCACACUUGAACCACAUUUCGAUGAUAAAUUAAUAAUCAUUGAAAACAAGGUAUGCAAUAAUAAUAACAAUAAUUUAGUCUCUCGUCUUGUUUUCAAUAAUAUGUCGUUUCGGUCGUCAAUAACUAUAAUAUUGGCAUAGUUGUUGUUCUAUACCAAAUUAUCGUAACAAUAUAAACACUCAAAAUAGCAUCGCAGGAAUAAUAUUAGUCCACGCAGGCCAUACGUGAAGCAAUAUUAAUUGCGUUUAUUUUCCAAAAUCGACCCAGACGUUUUAUGUGGGAACACAAAAACAGGUAGUGGGUAUAUCUAUUAUUAAAGUCGUUGAUUUACAACACUACUAUGAUUGUAAAUACUAAUAAUAGAAUUUUAUUACGGGUAAUUGUGUUUAUUAUUAGGUUUUUGUCAAUUAAAAGAAAAUUACAAAUGUAAUACUGCCGGCAAAUGUACAAAAAUAAUACAAUUUAUAUUAUUAUAACAAAAUGUUUAAUAAUAUUAUUAACAUUUUUGUAAUAAAACGAAUUAUAAUAAUUUACAAAAUUAAUAUAACAGUUUACAUUUUUAAACAAAACAUAGUUGAUAUUAAAUUGCGUAUCAUUAGCAAGUAUGGAAAACGUUUUUAAUUAUGUAUUUGGUUUUCUUUUAAUUUUUCUGAAGUUCAACAUAAAAACAUUAAAAUAUUAUAUUAUAGUAUUUUUAAAUUUACAAUUUAAUAUUUUCUUAAUAUUUAUUAAUAUUGCAUGGUACAUUUUGUAAAAAUUAACAAAUGUAUUUUAUUUGUAAUAUAAACUAGCUGAAUAACCCGGCCUCGCCCGUGCGCAGUUUUUUUGUGUUGCCUACAAUUUUUAUUUAUCAGUUUUUAUAUUACGGUUAUAGGUUGUAUUUAGAUGUAUCGACUCGGCGUUGCCCGUGUAUUGUAACAACCAGGAAAAUUACAUAUUUUAGUACUUCUAACACAAAUUAUAAUAGAUAAUUCUUAUCGAAGAAAUAUUGAAAUAUAAAUAUAUACCCUAUAUUACUAUAGUAAAUCUUUUUUAGUUGAAAAAGAUAUUUUUGAAUCGUUUUACGUUUUAUUAUCAUUCGUAUUAUUCUUAUUAUUACAAAAAUGGCGUUGGUAUUAAAUUUCAAAAUUACAAUGAAAUUAACAAACAAUAUUCAGUAGAUACCAUAGAUAUCACAUAAACAACAAAAAUAACAAUUGUAUUUACUUUGUUCUAAGGUAACCCAACCAACAAAAGUUAUACCAUAAAAUACCGAAAUUAUUGUGUCGGCCAUCCUUUAAGGGUGGAAUUUUAGAAAUUUCAAUAGCUAUAUAAACCUUCUCCGAAUCACGCGGAACGUUUUGCAAAAAAACACCGUUAAAACCGGACCGUAGUUUUUGAGUCUAUAAAGGACAUACAGACAGACAGACAUUUUUUAUAAUAUAUAUUAGAAACAAAUAUUACUCAGGAACCGCGUGUUAGUUUAUAAUAUUACGUCAUACAAGUGCGGGUUACUGAAACUUGGCGCUAUUGUACAUCACCGCGAAACCGGUAAAUAAUAAUCACAGCUUUAUUAAUCAUCUCGUAUCAGUUAUCAGAAUUACUACCGCUUUUCCGUUAACAGAACUAUUAUUACCGUAUAGAGUAAAAAAAACCUAUUGUAUUAAUUAAUUCUCGGUUUUACGGUAGCUAUGGUUUAUUACCGUUUAAACAAUUUUCCUCUGAUAGCAUUAAUUAUUUGCCGAGGUAUACCUACCGAAAAAUUGAUUCGAUCGAAAUUAUCACAUUUAUCGUUCCGGACAAGUCUGUUAUGAAAAAAAAAAAAAAAAAAAAAAAGUAACCAUCGCGUGCGACAACAUAAAAUACACCCGGUACGUCCGUGUACAUCGUGUUUUAAAAGUCGUUUUCCCCCUCGCCGGACGCGGUUCACCGGAGAGACGCGUGCCCAGAAUCCGCGGCGGUGACCGCCGCCGCCGCGCCGACCGAAAACAACAACAAAAAAAAAAUAAUAAUAAUAAUAAUAAAAAAAUAAAGUACGACGCCGUAGCCGCCGCAGACCGUGUCGCACCUGCUGUGACGGCGACAGGUGGCUCCUCGCGCUUUUUUUUCCAUCGCGCGACCCAAAUCGACGACCUACGACCGUGUGCGGGUUGAAUAACAAUAAUAUUUAUUAGGUAUAUAACGCGAUCGAACGGGCGCGUCUAAACUCCGCUACGAGUACUUUUUUUUUUCUAUCUUUAAUAUGAUGUCCGCCAUGAAAAGUAAUCGGGUAAAAUCGAGCGAGUUCGUGUAAACUCCGCCGGAGAAGAAAAUCGAGUAACGGUAAAAAAUUAAUUUAAGAGGAGGACGGUUAUACGAUAAUAUGCGUUUGUUGUUCCCGUCUUACAACCACGCGAGAGUAUUUAUGGGGAAAAAAAAACGCUUGCGCAGACCACAUAGAGCUCGCUUGGUUUCGGUUUUAAAUUAUAAGCGCCCAUUAUGGAAAUUAAUAGAGAACAAUAUUGCGAAGAGCGGAAGACGUUGCCUUUUUUUUUCUAAAGUUUUAAGGAAAUUAAAAAACUGUAGAAAAAGUCGUUAUUUAUAAACGGUAAAUUGGCUAUUAUAUUCGGAUAAAUGAAAAAAGACGCAACGUUUCGCCUUCCGGAAUAUUGUUCUCUUUCGAUUUUUUAAUAGGUGUUUUCAUUCUAAAACCGAAAUUAAGUUUUGUGCGGUCCGCAUAAGCAUGUGUCAACUAUAACGUGCGUUUGUAAGACGGAAAUAACAAAUGCACGCGUAUCAUAAUUUGCAUAAUAAUAAUAUUUAUAAUCGUCCACAUUAAAAUAUAAUAGUAAUAUGCCGAAAAAUAUAUAAAACUUAAAAAUACAAAAGUUACUCACUUAACAGUAUACAAUUGAUACAAUCGUAAAAUCGUAAUUAAUCGAUUCGACGCGCAUUAAAUUAUAAUAUCGAUUGACAAUUUUAGUAAUUUCGAGCGUUACCCGUAACGGCCGUAACAGGGUAAGAAAAUAAAACUAGAGGAGUUUACAUUAGACCUUUUCAUAACAUUUUCAUCCAGCCGAAAUUCUGACGGAGUUUGCAAUCGCCCGGAUCGAACAGCCCCGUUUAAAAAGCCGAAAAAAAAAGUAAAAGAACACCCGGUAUCUAAACAAAUAUUAUCGUUUAUUGCGUUUUAAUCGUUGGACGUAUACGGGACUGGGAAGAGGAUUGUUUUUUUUUUCGAAAUUCCGGGUGUUCUCGUGUCGCGCGUAUACAAAAAAAAAAAAAAAAAAAAACCUUAGCAACGAGCGCACCCGAGCUUAUCGUUUAAGCGCCAAAGAUAAGUAUACAAUUUUUUUUUUUUAUAAGUGCUAAAUUUGUGCCAAAACUAUAGUGUGACGCAAUACAAUACAAUGUGCCAAAGAUAAAAUUAUAUACGUUGUAUUAUCCAACAUAAUAAUAUAUUAACGACAUGGGCGCCAAAGAUGAACGGAAAUAAUUCAUAUUACAUAAUUGUGCCAAAUAUCGUUUUUAUAAUUCACUAUUAUACGAAUAAAUCGAUGAUAAUAAAUUACGUUUAUUAUUAUAAUUUUUUUUUUUUUUAUACUAAACUUGAUUUUUAACGAUUUUUCCGUAUUAUUGUAUUCAAUUUGUCUUAUUUCGUCGUCGCAGGCUAAUUUCGUGAGACAAGCAAGUGCGCGGGGAGGAGAUUACGAAAACAAAAGAAAAACAAUUUAUAAAAUAAAUUCAUCGGUUAUUAGUAUAUGAUCGAAAACGCAAAUUAUAGUUUUGCACAUUAAUUAACACAUUAAUGUUCAGGAGUCUCGCAGAAGUAAACUCUCUCAAUACAAUCAAUAACUGUCAUUGACCUAGAUGUAAAAAAAAAAAAAAAACAUAAUGAGAGAGGGGUUCAACUCACAACCGCCUCCUUACGCACGGACAUGUCAAGAGAUGUGUCAAUGUUUCACGCUUUUUUUAAAAAUAUGAUUUAUAUAUUUUAUUUUUUCUCCUUUCUCGACGACCGCUAUCACCUACGUCGUAAAUAUAAUUGUACACUCAUUUAUAAUAUGCUUGUAUGUGCAGACUUUUUUUUAGCCGCGUUGCGUUUGUACAUACCGUUGUCCUGUUUAAACAUAUCGUCUGUACCACGGGUGCCGGCACGAUUUUAUUUCUCGUGUUUCUCAUUUUAUCGCGUCUCAAUUGAUUUUCCAUCGUAUAUCAUUACAAUAUUGAGAGUUUUGUGCAAUACGAAAAAAAUGUAUGUAACUCAAAAUUAAAAAAAAAAAAUCCUCCUAACGCCAAUUUAAAUUUUAAAAGAGUAAUAAUUUCCAACAAGUUUACUUUAAUUUUUUAUACUAAAAUAAAUAUGAUCGUGUUAUUCAUGUUUACUGCUUAAUCGUUUAAAAAGUUCAUUGUAUUUUGGGGUAGAUGGAUGAUGCGGGGAUCGUAGCCACCUCUCCACACGGGUUCGUGUCUGCUUGUUCUGGAAAUUUGUGUGUUGUACGAAAAAUAAAAACAGGCGCCUACGUAUGUUAUUAUAAUAUGUAUCGAUGUGUGUGUGUGUGUGUGUGCGUGUGUGUCGAAUACGGUUUUCGGUAAACUUCGAUGAAUUUAGUCGGCGAAUGUAGUCGACAGAUUGAGUAAUCACUCGGUCGGCAUCGUUUCCUAAACGAGACGAAUGCGACGAACAACGAUAAAGCCCGAUAACUUACUUACCUACGUUUCGAAAUUUAAAAAAAAAUAAUAAAAUACCAUCGCGGUCUUUGAGUUUUCGCCGUUCCCGCCCGUCACAUAAAAAUUAUUAUGACAACACAUUGUCUGUCGUGCGCGGCGUGUGAGAAUAAGAGAUCGCCGACGAUCGUAAUCUCCAAACGGUUGCGACACGACAAGGUCACAGAGGGUAAGAAAAUAAUAAAAACUUUUGCGCGUAAAUUUCGUCGUGAAAUUUAAAUUUCAAAAAUCAUAUUCAACGCACGACGCGCGUACUGGACCGUGUACAACCGCUAGGUCGGCUAUGGUAUCGUCGUCGAAUAUUGCGGACACUCUCGCACGGGAAAGUCAUACCGCCUGUAUAUACGAUAACAUAUCCAGUGGCGUGACUCCCUAGUCAGGGGUGGGCUCACACAUCGUCUUCGGCGGUGACGGGGAAAACAACCUACCGUCGAAUUUUUUCCUUCCUCCUCCCCCUCCCGAACAAAAAAACACCGGUAUAACUUGCGUGGCAGCUCAAAUAUUAUUUUCCCGCCGGGUUACAAUCGCCCAUAUAUAAUAAUUUCAGAUUCCGAGCGUAGCGAGGGAGCUAUUAGUUUUACUAAGAUAUUUUUUUUUCUUCUUUCCUCUAGUCUGUGGACACGUUUUUUCCUAGUAAACUUACUCCGAUUUUUACGUGUUGCAACUUUUCUGUAAGUUCAAAUUGUCUAGAAGCUACUAGAUGAUAAGAAGGUAAUUUUUUGAUUUUCCACGCCAUUUUUUAAAUAAAAGCACUUAAGGGGGAAAAAAACUUAGGAAAACGUACAAUUUCACAAUUCCAUAAUUGUAUAAAACACGGACGACGUUUUCUACCAGAAAAAAUGGUUUAAUCGAAAAAUCACAAGAUACCUUUUUUCUAUUUUGGUUUAUUUUCUUACGGUAUCAUCUCCAAAACUUUUGUGCCACUUUUAAGCCUUUAAGGAAUUUUAAUUUUUGAGAGUUUUCGCUGUAAUUCGAUUAUUAAUAAACGUAGAUACUUGGAAUUUGGUAAUAAUACUUAUAUUGGACUUACCUAGCCGUGGUAAAAUUUCUAAAAUUAUCGGACGACUUAUUUUUAAAAUCAAAUUUAAACGAAAAUCGCAAAAAAAUUACGAAAUUUCAAAUUAAGUCUGGUCCAUCUCCAGUGUCAGCCCUUUUUAAAGCUCGAAAUGAUAUUGUCCUUGUCUAUAUACGUCGUUUUUGUAACGAUUAAGUGAAAUUCGAUAAGCGAAUAAUAAACGUACCUUAAUGAAUCCUUAGUUAAUCCGAGACGAACCGAAUGAGUCGUGUAAAAACUAAAAAGUCAGGUACUCCCCCGAACCCGAGCAAGGUACGAGGGACGAAAUUUACCUACCGCAGAUUAUACGUAUAUAGUAUAAUCUCGGACUAGUCAAACUCCGGGUGCGCCGACGGCGUGUUUUGUGUGUGAUAACCAACUUCUCCCCCCCCCCCAAUUGUUUUUUUUUCGACUAUAGUUAUGGUCAGGGAGGUUGUAAAACACUAAACCCGCCCAAACCUCCAGUUCCCUUACCCGCUCAUUUAUGAAUACCGACUGCCGCCGGUGACUGUAAUAUUAUUAUUACCCCGUCGUUUAAUCGCCGUGCGAUAAUGUUAACGGUACACGCGCCGACAACAAUAAUAUUAUUAUUAUAUUUCUACCAUAUUAUUAUUAUUAUAUACUGUGUGCAUAGAGUGACGGUGUUUUUCGAUUUUCAGACUCACGGAGAAUCAAUGCCGUUCAAGUGUCAAUUCUGCCGGAGGCUGUUCAAACACAAACGCAGCCGAGACCGGCACGUCAAAUUACACACGGGGGACAAGAAGUACAAGUGCACUCAGUGCGACCAUGCUUUUUCAAGGAGGUAAGUACCCGGUGUUGCGUGUGUGUGUGUGUGUGUGUGUGAGCGCGCGCGCGCGUAUAUAAUACGCAUAUAUACGUAUCUACGUAUAAAUAUAUAUGUAUACAGAGAGUUAUACGUAUUAGGUGUAUAUUCCGAACGUAAUAAUAAUGACUAUAUCAUUGGGAUUUCACCGUAUCGACCGGCGACGACGCACGGUUUUCCAUUGUGAAAUUCAUAGUCACGUACGUAUCGUAUAAAGAUAUUUGGUACCUAGUUGACUUAUAAUAUACGCGCCGAAUUCAAUAGGUUAUUUUCUUUAUUAUUUUUCUACAUUUUUUUAUUUCACGUAAUUACCGAUGGCCACGCGUCCGAGAGACGAUUAUCCACGGGGAGAGACACACGUAUCCAUCUAUCCGUAUAUAUAUAUAUAUACAAUAUACGCUAUCUGUGUGUAUAUAUAUAUUAUAUGUAUAAUACAAUAUUAUACAAGUGUAGUGACGUAUAUACACGCGCAUACGUACUAUACGCACUUGUAUAUAUAUAUAUAUGUACACAAAUAUACGGUCGUGAACUUGUCAAACAGACGGACAAAAUGCACACGCGUAUACGCAAGCACGCCCACCCAAAAAAUGUCAUGCAGACGUGCUCCCGAAUACAAUGCUAAAGAAUAUUAUCGUCGGCGCUCGCGCGUCUCCGAGCGCGCGCGCGCGCGCCUAUGGUAUGUGCUAACAAACUAUUGUGUGCGGCCGCCGAAUGGACGUGCGGCCGCAAGUACGUUGAACCAAGGAGACGCGUGUCCUCGCGGCACACAUAUACGAGUUAGAAGCGAGAGACGAAAUUUGAAAACAGAAAAAAAAAAACAAAAAAAAAAAAAAAAAAAAACAUAAUAAUUACUAAGGAAAAAACUGCCGGGGUAUCCCCGCGGGGUUUCGGCGGAUUUUCUCUAACUCCGACGCUAAUCUGUACGACAAGAGUGCCGGCGACGUGUUUUUGCGUUGCGGUAUGAACGCUACUAUACAGCGACUUCGAAACUUCCGAGUAUUUACUUUUUUUUUUUUUUUUUUUAAAUUAUUAUUAUAUUAUCUCCGCGGCGGUUUUUCUCUCCGCUCGGGUUUUCGCCUCCGUUCCCGUUCGUCUAUACGCGGCUGUAUAGGUAUUUACGCGAUAGGCACCCGGUCUGUAUCUAUGUAUAUUAUGGGGGCCGUUAUCACCGACACGAACGCUUUUGUUUAUCCGAUUUUCAUAUUCCGUUUAAGGGGAUUGGAAACAACGAGUUUUUUUUACCUUGUUUUACACACGUGAGAUGUAGGGAUGUAGACGUGUUUUCAUGUACCGAUAAAUCUAAUGAAACGAUCAGAAUUCUGGAAGCGGAUUUUAAUUUUUCGUCAAGUCUGUCUACUUGUCUACUAUCGACUUUCCAAUUUUUUAAAUUUAGCUCCUUAAAGUCUAAAAGAAACCAUAUUAAUAAAAGAGUAAUUAAAAAAAAAAAAUCGAAUAUUUUAAUUUCUUGAUAAAUUAAAAUCAGAAAUCAAAAAAGUGGGAAAGUCGAUCUCAAGUAGAAAGACUUGACGAAAAAUUCAAAUCUGCUUUCGGAAUUCUGAUCGCUUCACUAGAUCGAUCGGAACGUUGGAAUUAAAACACGCAUAAAUCCCUAUAUCUCACGUGUGUAAGACAGAAACUCGUCGUUUCCAAUCCCCUUAAAAAUCCGCGAUUACGUCGGCGAAAACGGCCCUGAAUCCUGUUACCGUACAACGUACGAUUUUCAACGGUCGAAGUCCCGAACCCCGAUCGUCGAAAGGCGCGAUCGCCUCAAACGUUACUGUCGGUAAUUCGGUAAACGGCUGUAAACCCGCGUAUUAAAUAUUUACGCGUCGCUAAAAUAAAAAUAUCGAUACAAUGAUUGAUGAUGAUAAUUUACGUUUUUUCGUUUGUUUUUUUUUCUCCGUCAGCGAUCACUUAAAGAUUCACAUGAAAACGCACGACAAUCAAAAACCUUUCCAGUGCACCGUGUGCAACAGAGGGUACAGCACCGCGGCCGCGCUCACGUCGCACAUGCAAAACCACCACAAGCGGGCCGCGGAACGGGCCAACUCGCCGCAGAUCACGGGCCCGUCCUACAAGUGUCUGCAGUGCACGCAGAUAUUCCGCAAGCCCGACGAGUUACAGGUUAGAUGCGGAUUUCAGAUUUUCGAAUGUUUUUUUCCGGUACGCCGAAAAUAAAAACGGCCCCGAAAUAACCCAGAAAACCGUCCUGUUAUUAUAACCCGCCAAUGGUGUCCAAUGUUUCCCGACGUAUCCCGCCGCGUUCAAUUGUUUUUACCGAUAUGUUUUAAUCGCUUUCGUAUUGAACCCGCCCCUAAAUCGUAUAUACGAAAUCGAAAAUCGUCCGCGCCGCGCCCGUUUAGACGGGGUGGGUUCGGUACAACUGUGCAAAGGUCCCUAUAGUGAUUUAUUAUAAAUUCGAAACGAUCGACUUGAAAAUACAAUGAUUAUUUUUAUUGGUAAGUUUACCAUUGAAAACGGGACGGCUACAAUAAUUUAUAUCGGAUGCUACAUCAUUAUUACCCGCACUUAUUACUGUCACAUUUUACGCGGUUUUUAUUUUUGUAUUAUACACAUCUAACACCAUUUUCGCAAUAGAAACCAACACCUCGAAUGAAAGUUGAACCGCUAGAAAGUUUUUUACGUUUAGCGUUUUUUAGUUUGUUAUGUUUUAGUCCACGGCAUUGGCCGCUAGAUGGUACUGUCGGUACGGGACACAAAUAUGUAAAUACGUUUUUUUUUUUUUUUACGAAAUCGUGUGGCUGUUGGUUUUUACUCGUUAAAAACAAACGCCGCACGCCGCCGUAUCUUGUAGAUCGAUAUACUAUAAACUAUUAUAAUAAUAAUUAUUGUCGGACCCUCGGUUUCCACAUUCGUGUUGUUCCUGUAUAAAAUCGGUGCCCGAUGGUAAAAACUAAGUCUGCGAAAAAAAAAAAAAUAAACAAAUGCGCAUUAGAUAAAAUCACACAACGAAACUUGUUUACACGUUUUUACGGCCGUUAACCGGAUUCUUUUAAUACCGCAGAAUCACACCGCGACGCACCAUCUCGGAGAACAGCUGUCGUCGAAUUCCCGAAGCUCAAAACGUUCGACACCGCCGAAAACGCCCAACCAAUACAUAUGCAUGUAUUGCACCAAAGAAAUGCCGAGCAUGGACGCCCUGCAACAACACUUCCAGACCAAACACUGUGAGUCUUACGAUUGUUUUAGUUAUACGAAUAACGGUUUUAACCGAAUUUCGCCGUUUACAGCCGCCAUCGUCAACGGCAAAUCCCAAGAAGACGUCUUCUCGGCCAUACCGUCGGCGGCGGCCGCGUUCCCGUGGCUGAACUUCGCCGAUUCGCCGGCUCUGGCUUUGCCGCCCUACUCGUGUCGGCUGUGCAUGAGCCAAUUCCCGUCGGUCAGUUCUUUGCAAAAACACUUUACGACCGCCCACUAUCUAAACUCCGUCCUCAACAACAACAUUCAAAACACCAACAACAACAACAACAACAACGGGUGUAAAAACGUCGGCAUGGUACCGCUGUUCAAUUGGCCGACAAUGACGAACGGAUACCACAACAACAACAACAACAAUCAUCACCCGCCGCCAGCCGGUGUCAGCGCCGGUGCAAGUUUCUUGCCCGAGGAAACCGUCCAAACCGGUCCCACCGACUUGUCCGUCUCGUCGUCCAACAAACACAACGCCGGCGGCGGCGGCGGCGGUAAGCACAAUCAUUCGUCCUCGGGCAAGCACAAGUCGGCGGACGAUCCGCGGAAUCACGGGAGCAGCAAAAGGUCCCGUUCGUCGCACGGGAGCGAGUUGCUCGCCGCCCAACACGUGGUCGACCAGCGUCCCAUAAAACAGGAACGCUGCGGGUAUGACGGCGGCAAGCAACAGCCCCAGCAACCCUCGGUCAGGCCGACCGGGGUCGCGGGUCUCAUGGGCAACAAGAUCCAAUUACCGUGUCCGCACUGUCAUCUGACGUUCACGCACUUCGAAGACUACCAGCAACACGUCAUCGGUCACUUCCUGAUGGCCGCCGCCGAGUACUCGUGCCAAGAGUGUUCCACCUCGUUCAGCACGUCCGAGCACGUCCAAAAACACCUGAUGGAAACUCACGCGCAAAACUUCUAUCGAUGCAUGUUGUGCAAAGAAGUGUUCCCGACCAAAGCGGCCCUGAAGGUACACUUCAGCAUGAACCACGGUAGCGAGAACCGGAUGUUCCGAUGCAACAACUGUACCGGGGGAUCGAGACCUCUGUUUCACACGGAAAUCGAAUUUAUCGACCAUCUGAGAAACGCGCAUUACUCCGCGAGAUCUCCGCCACCGGUCCAAACGAGUCUUGUAAGUCAUUAAAGUUAACCGUUAGUCUGUUUGACUCCUGCACUAUGUGUUCCGAUGAUCGAAAUCUUUUAUUAUUAUUUCCUUUAGAUGUUAAGAUGUUUAGUAUGCCACGCCACGUUCAACUCGCAAUCUGAUAUGGAACAACAUCUAGCUAGUCAUUCCAAACAAUUCCAAUGCCAGUUUUGUUCGGAAGCAUUCCAUAUUGAGUUCUUGUUGGACAGACACAUACAAACGCAUCACAGCUCUGCGGUAAAUGUCCAUUAAGUUACUACUGUAACUUUUUUUAACGCAUAAAAUAGUUCGGUGCAUACCUAAUAAAUGCCUUUACAUGUUUAUUAUUUACAGAUUUUAAGCCAUCUUAACCGAAAUCACAGGGAAUCUCCAAAUUCCAUUUGCGCUUCGCCAACGUACAUGUCCAGGUUGACCGAUUCCGGCAAACACCCGACAGAAAACGGAAUUAACGCGUGCGAUAUAUGCGAAAAAAAUGAUUUUCGUAACGAACUAGAUUUGAUUACACACAAAAGAACGCAGCAUCAGGUCAAACCCACGAAUCUUUCAACAAAAGUAAUUUUUUUUUUUUUAUAGCUUAUUAAAUUUAAAUAUAAAAUGUAAUUGUUUAUUUCUAAAAUGUUUUUCAGGUGAGCUUGCACUGUGCGUAUUGUAACGAAAAUUGCAAAUCGAGAACAGAACUGGAAAACCACAUGAAAACCCAUUCACAACACGGUUCGAAUGUUGGAAAACACAAAUGUAAUAUUUGCGAUGAAAUCUAUCAGUCCGCUAUUAGCUUGGCCGAACACAAACUCACUCACUGCAAGGUAAAUACACUGAAGACGACUUAUCGUAUUGGCUAAAUCACUAGGGUCGUUGUUAAGUUUUAUUUUCUUUUUUAAUAGGUGGCGACAAGUACCGUGUGCAGUCACUGUAAAAUGAUUAUCGACAACGAGGACCAAUUCUAUCAACAUCUCCAAAAGCACUGCAACCCGGUCAAUGUGAACGGCAGUCAAGUGACUUUUCCCACUUCGUGCAUCAUAUGCAGACAAACGUUAGUCUCAGACAUUGAGGUCAAAGUGCACGUGCACUAUCACCUCUCACGGCUCAAAGAACCACCAGCCAUGUGUAGCAAUUGUAACAGGUACAAAUCAAGUCCAUCGUCUCCAUGCACCGGUUGUAAUCCUGUCAGAAAUGCCACUGAAAGGUGUCCAGAUUGUGGUAUGACGUUCGAAACUUUCAUUUCGCUACAGCACCAUCUGACCAACGUCCACAGAAAACCUUUCCAUUGUUUUAAAUGCAAGGUAAUGAAUAGUACAGAAAAUCACCAAAUAAAAAAAAAUGUCUAACAUACUGCUCUGAUAGUUUAAACCGCCAACCAAUUUUUAUUUUUACUCUUUCAGACUGUCUAUUUGGUAAUAUUAUUACUAAUACUUGUAUAAGUGCCACACGUUUAAAUAAUUUGUUAGAUUCACAGUGAAUCAUUCACCCACUGUGCGAUAAUUAUAAUAAUUUUUAGGAAAGGAAAAACAAGGUGAAAUUUUCUGGAGUUUAAUUCCGUUUUUGAUUUUCAGAUCGGAUUUGAAUUACAACAAGAAGCUACAAUCCAUCUCGGCACACACCUGGCCACAUUAAAUGGCUGCGUGGAUGGUAUUGAAUGCGGCCUCUGCCCAUGCGUGUUGCCCACAGCCAACAGUCUGCAGACACACUUGAUCGAGCAUACGUUUGCCGGCUGUAAGGCGUUCACAUGCUACUUGUGCUCAGCGAUAUUUACAGCGCCAACAGGACUUCAGGCUCACAUGAGCGUUGACCAUUCCACAGAGACGCCACCGUAUGACUGUCCUAGACCCAGCUGUCAGGCAAAGUUCUUUUUCACGGCCGAACUGGACCGCCAUACACUCGAACAUCAAGGACAAGACGUGCUCGCCAAUGUAAGUCACCAUUUGGACGUAUUUAGAACACAUUAGAGGUUAUCAGGGAUAAUAGGAGACUUUGUACGAUUAAGGGGGAUGCAUUGGGAAAUGUUUAGGAAUAAUAAUACGAGUUUCUCACCUUCAGUGUGCAAAGAAUCAGAUUAUAAAUACUAAAUAAUAUCUAGAAGUAACGAAUAAAGCAGAAAAAAUAAGAGGGAAUAGAUUGUGAUUAAAUGGUAGAGAUGUUGAUUAGGUUUCAGGCGCUUUAAAAUGCGGUAUUGGUUUUUUUUUCCUUUGUCACCCCUAUUUUUGGGGUUGAAACCAUUACUCACUUUUGAUUUUUAAAUAGCAACCUUAUAAUUAAAAUAUUCACAAUAAAACCUUAUCUAUUUUUAGGAAUUUUUAAUUUAGAUUGUUAUAUGAAAAUUAAUAUUUAGUGUUGGUGUCACCCCUGAACAUAGGCGAGACAAAAAACAACAGUAUUGUAACAUUUAGAGCCACUUGUUUCUUAAAUUUUUUAUAAACCAAAUACCGAACAAAGUUAAUACAUUCCAAGAUAAGAUGUGUUUUUCAAUAAUCACCCUGAAGAGGUCCUAAAUAUAUUAUAACUACAUGUUUUCAGAUUGGUUUCAUCCUGAACCAAAUCAAUAAUAUUCCAUUAUGUUCGCUUAUUUUAGAUGAACUUUUACAAGUAUCAAAACAAGCUGAUGUCCAUCUGCGAUAAAAUUCCAUUCAAGUGUACAGAGUGCUACCAGAGUUUCUUGACGCAGACAGAUUUACAGUGUCACAUGUACGAGCACCACCAUCAGAUGCAGAGGGAAUCAUCGUCGGUGUCUGAGAACAAAGAAGGUGUGAAGCAAGAGGAGAUAGUAGCCUGCAUUGAACCAGUGAACGGUGAUGUGGCAAAGGAUAAUGAGGUGGAUGAUGCAGGGGACUCUGAAAAACCGAUCAAGGUGGAGAAUCAGCACGAACAGGUGACCAUCAAGACGGAAAAACAUGAAAAAGAACACCAUGACGACGACGAUGACGAAGAGCUAAUUGACGUGGGAGUUAACAAUCGUAUCGAAGUAAAAUCGCGUGCGGAAAACGAUGUAACUGCCACUCAUUGA
Messenger RNA from Cinara cedri, 40118 nucleotides. The record is from the annotation of a GenBank genome assembly. Lineage: Eukaryota; Metazoa; Arthropoda; Insecta; Hemiptera; Aphididae.